UUCGAGGACAUAUGUGGGUCAUCAAAAACCUAGCCGUUGUGGACUCAAACUGCCGAAUGCCACUGCCUCCUAUAUAGAUCCAAAGUCUCCCCCAUUCCGCUGAACAAAUCAUAUACCACAUUUCUGAUUCUGAAGCAUUUCAACUCGAAACCCAGAAGAUGUCUUCCUCGAAAUCCAAUCUCAGGAGCUCUUGUUCUUUCCCUAAUCUCCUCCUAGCAUGCUUGAAUUUCAUCCUCUUCAUUCUCUCUGCCACAUCUCUAGUCCCCACUAUCCUCCUCCGAAUGCCCCCAACUUCGAUGGGCAUGGCAUUCCUCAUGAUUUCGGGAAUCUCACUUCUCUCUUCAUUUGUAAGCUUCUACUCCCACCUCUGCUUCAUAACCCACGUCUCCCUUCUCCUCGCAUCCUUGGUCGGACAAAUCCUUGGCAUACUGGCUCUGUUUACCAAAGAGCGCUCUACCAUUUCGACGCUCAAGUCCCCCAGGGACCCGAGAGAGGCCAAGCUCUUGGUGAGGUUGGAAUGCGGGGUUUUGAUGGCAAUGCUGAUGAUGCAGAUGGUGGUCUUGAUGUUGAGCUGUGCAGUGCAGAGCUGCUGGGUUAGAGAGUAUGAAGGAUUGGAAGCCGAGAGACAGGCCAUGACCAAGAAGAGGAGUCAGCGUAUUGCCAAGGUUCAAGAGGAGUCCAUGGCUAAUGCUGAGAAGAUUGCAGAGAUCAAGGCUAAGGGGCUUGAUGAGAAGAUGAAGAACAAGUAUGGACAGAGGGUGAAGCCUGAAUUUGACGCCUGAGUUGUUGUUUCUGGUGGUCUUUAAGUAUCACGUUAGUUGUGGCCAUUGGGUUAUGUUUGUGAAUUGUGAAGUACAGCUUAUGACUUGUGAGGGUUAAAUUUCAUGUAUUUGAAUGUUCCUGGUGCUCAAUAUUUGUUCAAGGAAAAGGAAAUCUCAUGCGAUGGAGAAUGA
This is a messenger RNA of Argentina anserina (silverweed cinquefoil), 953 nucleotides long. RefSeq lists its product as uncharacterized. The coding region runs from base 159 to 782 and encodes 207 amino acids. The record is from RefSeq and is a predicted model, not a curated record. Lineage: Eukaryota; Viridiplantae; Streptophyta; Magnoliopsida; Rosales; Rosaceae. The transcript has a single exon.